CCGAGCUGGCCCGGAGGAGGGCCUGCGGGGCUGGGAAUGGUUUGAGGGGAAAUCAGUGCCCUUGGGGCAACCAACAAAGCAGGAUGCCCAGUUAGCAUCAGGGACUUUUAAGCUUCCUUCUGGUGUAAUUCUGUGCCUGUCUUGUCCUCGCACAGGUUGCGCAUUUACUCCUCACAACAGCCCCAGAAGAGGGACACAAUUAUCGUCCCCAUUUUACAGAUGAGGAAAGGGGGAUUUACUUGGCCGGUUUGCGACAGUAUAGAUUAGAACUCCGCCUCCUGGCUCGUGCCUUUAAAGAAUGGGCAGCCCCUUACCCUCCAAUAGAGCCCUCUGGGAGGGAUGGUCCUGAGAAACUUUGAGGAUAUCAAGUCUAGCACCCAGGCUUCCUUCCUGUGGUCAGGGGCCUCAGUUUUCCUGGCAGCCACAUCAGGCCUGGCCUACAGAAGGCAGAGGAAAUAGACAGACUGCCUUCCAUUCCCCCAAUCAGCCAGUGUCCAAUGGUCCCGAGGGGGGUGGGGUUAGCAGAUCUGAUUGAGCCCCUCCUGCUGUCCUGAGACCCAGUGUCCCACUUGCCCUCCAGGCCAAGCAGGAGACCAGGAAUUAGAGUUUCUUCCAGGAGCCCCCAAAGCCCAGCACUGUGUCCCGGAGAGCUGCUCUGCCUGUAUGAUCUCAGAUUUGCCCUGCCCUACUCUGGGCCUCAAUCUCUCAGCAGCCCGGAUGGAACCGGAUGGUCUCAGAUGAUACAUACAGUUUGGAGAGGAGGGUAUUUGAGAAUUGCCACUGAGCAAGACUGGGGCCCCAUUCCCAAGUGUCCCAAGGGAGUCAUCUCAGUGGCUGCUCAGGGAAUGGUCUUGGCCGAGGUAGAUUGUGUCCCUCCCCUUCCCCCUGGGAGGCAGGGUGCACCUGGAGUAGAAGGAAGGAAGGGGAAGAGGUGAGGCUGCAGGAGUUUCCUGGUGCCCCGUUCCUGCUGAGAUCAUGGGGGAUGAGGAGGAAGGAGGGAGGAGGGGCCAGGAGCACAAGGGCUGAAGGGCCUUUAGCUCCCAGAAAGGAGAGCACCAACCUCGCCUCACCCUACCCCCCUACUCCUGGCACCUCAGCCUUCUGCGGGAAAAUAGCAGGUCCAAAGAGCCCUGACACCCUCCCCUUCAGUCCGUGUUAAGGAGGAGGAAGGGGAGGCCCAGUGAAGGAAGGAGGCCCCAGCACCUUCCACCCACACCCCUGCCCGCACACAGGAAUUGUCAGGUCAGGGUCCUCCAAGAGGUCAAGAUCUGGCUCACAACCAGCCAGACCCUGCCUGAAGCACCCCACGGGUACCGUCUACCACCUAGGCCCUGUGAAGAGGAACCUCUACUGCUUAUUUUACCAGGGAGGAAAGCAAGACUCAGAGAGGGGAAGGGAUUUUCCUGGGGUCACAGAGAGAUAAAGUGUCAGAGCCUAGAUUUGAUCCUAGGCUUGACCAACCCCCAAGUCAUUAGGCCACAUUUCACCUCCCACCAAGUACAAAUCUCAAAGCCAUUUCUAUGUUACUUAAAUGACCUCCCAUAAGCCCGUGGAAUAAAGAUAAUGGGAGCUCAUUUUACAGGUGAAGGCACAGAGGUUUUAUGAGGUUAAUAACUUGCUUGAGAUGACACAUUUAGUUGAGUUGGAAUUUCAUUCACUUUAAUAUUUACUGCGAUGCAACUAUGCCCUAGACACUCUUGCAAGUUUUGGGGAGAGAGCAGUGAGCAGAGCAGACAAAACCCUGCUGUCAUGGAGCCCCGUUCCAGUGUGGGGGAGACACGAUAAGACGAGGUGUUAUAUGGUCAUGCAGAAGAAAGAAGUGCUGGGAGAAAUAUUGAAAUCAGCUAAGGGAAUUGGUUGUAGCAGGGGAGUGUCUGGUGGUAGCAAUUUGGAAAAGUUAGCCAGGAGAAAGGUCUCUUUGAGGUGAUGUUUGAACAAAGGGAUGAGGGAACAAACCCUCUUGAUAUCUAGGGAAGAGUGUGCCAGACCAAAGGAACAGCAGGUACAAAGGCCCUGAGGUAGGAGCAUCCUUGGCAUGUUUGAGGAGCAGCUGAGACCCACAGUGCCUGGAGGAGAUGAAGAUGGGAGGCUGGGGAGUGGAGUGGUGGGAGGCGAGGUCAGAGAGGAAACAGGUUCAGAUGAUGGAAGGCCUGGAUGGCCUGACAAGGACCUGGCUUUGACCCAGGGAGAUGCAGCCAUCGCUGGCCUUGAGCAGAGGAGGGCCUCACUCUGACUUAGGUUUUAUGAGGACCUCUCCUUUGAGGAGGGUUUGAAUGCAGUUCUACUCAUUGUAAAGUGUCACGCCCAAGCGUCCUUUCCUCCCUGCCAGAUCAUAGAGCCCCAGGCCCCUCCACCCCCCCUCCCAGGGCUGUUCAGAGGGAGACUUGGAGAAGGUGGCACCCCACAGGAGAGCUGGGGACAUCCAGCCCUGUGCCAGGCACUGAGAACAGGCCCAGAACCAUCCCCACCCCCCAUCCCAUUUCCUUUUGGAAUGUUGAUUCUGGUCCAAGAAUUCCCAGCACUCCCCAGAGUCCCACGACCCUCUCGGCCCUGCAGAGUGACGUCAGCUGCUGGGCAUCUGGUAGUGAUUACCCACCAGGGGAGGGGGCUGUGGUGGGCCCAGCCUGUUCGGCCUCCUCAGGCUCUGGGCGGCUGGUCCUUGUCUUCGGAAGGGGCCCAGCUGCUCCCCACUCUCAUUUCCUGUGGAGACUUUCUCACAGUCCUCAAGACCCCCGGAUGCCUCAGGCUGUGGGAACUACGCUGGCUCAGGAAGGAUGGACUGUACCCCCACCCCCAGCUGGAGCCACAUCCCCCCAAAAACUCUCAGGGGACCUUGUUUGCAGAAUCCUGGACCUCUGUGGAGUAUGGGGAGGAAGUUGGGGUUGCUGGAGAGCCAGAGGCUGGCGGGGACUAUGUGAAGUUCUCCAAGGAGAAGUACAUCUUGGACUCCUCCCCUGAGAAGCUACACAAGGAGUUGGAGGAGGAACUCAAACUCAGCAGCACAGAUCUCCGCAGUCAUGCCUGGUAUCAUGGCCGCAUCCCCCGUGAGGUAUCAGAGACCCUGGUGCGGCGCAACGGUGACUUCCUCAUCCGGGACUCUCUCACCAGCCUGGGUGACUAUGUGCUCACGUGCCGCUGGCACAACCAGGCCCUGCACUUCAAGAUCAACAAGGUGGUGGUGAAGGCCGGGGAGAGCUACACCCACAUCCAGUACCUGUUCGAGCAGGAGAGCUUCGACCAUGUGCCCGCCCUCGUGCGGUACCAUGUGGGCAGCCGCAAGGCCGUGUCGGAGCAGAGCGGUGCCAUCAUCUACUGCCCUGUGAACCGCACCUUCCCGCUGCGCUACCUGGAGGCCUGUUAUGGCCUUGGCCAGGGCAGCGGCAAGGCGGCCAGCCCCGCCAGCCCCUCGGGCCCCAAAGGCAGCCACAUGAAGCGGCGCAGCGUCACCAUGACCGAUGGACUCACCGCCGACAAGGUUACCCGCAGUGAUGGCUGCCCCACCAGCACCUCACUGCCCCACCCCCGGGAAUCUAUCCGCAACUGUGCCCUCAGCAUGGACCAGAUCCCGGACCUGCACUCGCCCAUGUCACCCAUCUCCGAGAGUCCCAGCUCCCCUGCCUACAGUACUGUGACCCGUGUCCACGCCACCCCUGCAGCUCCAUCAGCCACAGUGCUGCCUGCCUCCCCUGUCACCCGCCGCUCCAGUGAACCCCAGCUGUGUCCCGGAAGUGCCCCGAAGCCCCCUGGGGAGUCAGACAAGGGCCCCUAUGCCAGCCCCUCCCACACUCUCUCCAAAGCCUCCCCAUCCCCGUCGCUCAGCAGCUACAGUGACCCGGACUCCGGCCCUUACUGCCAGCUGCGGCCUCCUGUUCGUGGCAGUCGAGAGCGGGCAACAGCUGAGGCCUCCAGCCGGCAGGCCAGGAGCUAUGGGGAGAGGCUAAAGGAACUGUCAGAGAAUGGGGCACCCGAAGGGGACUGGGGCAGGGCCUUCAUAGCCCCUGUUGUGGAAGCCACCUCUUCCUUCAACCCCGCCACCUUCCAGUCACUAUUGAUCCCCAAGGAUAACCGGCCACUGGAGGUGGGCCUCCUGCGCAAGGUCAAGGAGCUGCUAGCAGAGGUGGAUGCCCGGACGCUGGCCCGGCACGUCACCAAGGUUGACUGCCUGGUUGCUAGGAUACUGGGCGUUACCAAGGAGAUGCAGACCCUAAUGGGAGUCCGCUGGGGCAUGGAGCUGCUCACCCUCCCCCAUGGCCGGCAGCUACGACUAGACCUGCUAGAAAGGUUCCACACCAUGUCCAUCAUGCUGGCCGUGGACAUCCUGGGCUGCACGGGCUCGGCGGAGGAGCGGGCAGUGCUUCUGCACAAGACCAUCCAGCUGGCGGCUGAACUUCGAGGGACCAUGGGCAACAUGUUCAGCUUCGCGGCGGUCAUGGGCGCCCUCGAUAUGGCUCAGAUUGCCCGGCUGGAGCAGACAUGGGUGACCCUUCGGCAGCGACACACAGAAGGUGCCAUCCUCUACGAGAAAAAGCUCAAGCCAUUUCUCAAGAGCCUCAACGAGGGCAAAGAAGGCCCACCGCUGAGCAAUACUACGUUUCCGCACGUGCUGCCGCUUAUCACUCUUCUUGAGUGUGACUCGGCCCCAGCAGAGGGCCCUGAGCCCUGGGGCAGCACAGAGCACGGCGUGGAGGUGGUACUGGCCCACCUGGAGGCUGCCCGCACCGUGGCCCACCACGGAGGCCUGUAUCACACCAACGCGGAGGUCAAGCUGCAGGGGUUCCAGGCCCAGCCAGAGCUCUUGGAGGUGUUCAGCACUGAGUUCCAGAUGCGCCUCCUCUGGGGCAGCCAGGGCGCCAGCAACAACCAGGCCCGGCGCUAUGAGAAGUUCGACAAAGUCCUCACUGCCCUGUCCCACAAACUGGAACCUGCCGUCCGCUCCAGUGAGCUGUGACCCCCACGCACCCCUCCCCUCUGCAGCUGCGGGCAGCAACAGGGACAGAGGGGCACAGACCUCUCCCCAGAGCACCCCAGAGACACUGUGAUCAGCCCAAGAAUGUUCUGGGCUCAAACCAGGAUCUCCCUUGCCCCUCCAGGGUCCUGCAGGACCCCAGGGCUCCAUCCCACCCGCUGCGUGCCCACCAAGUAUCCUUUCAGGAAGAACCGGAACCCUGUUCCUCCCUCCAGCUUCUGCUUCUCCCCUUCCUGCUGAGGUGCCCUGUGUUCGAGCCAUGGGAGGGUCCUCAAGCCUCCCCACUCUUCUCUGGGCAUUUGCCCGCAACGGACACCAAGCCCUCCACCCGGUUGUAAAUCUGUCUGUUCUGUAAAUAGAUGUACAGAAGCCAUGUUCUUUCUUUCAUAUAAUAAACUUUUAUGACUCUUU
Messenger RNA from Enhydra lutris kenyoni (northern sea otter), 5377 nucleotides. Its product is annotated as SH2 domain containing 3C. Lineage: Eukaryota; Metazoa; Chordata; Mammalia; Carnivora; Mustelidae. The record is from RefSeq and is a predicted model, not a curated record. The transcript is spliced from 11 exons. Gene Ontology annotation, biological process: small GTPase-mediated signal transduction; positive regulation of peptidyl-serine phosphorylation. Gene Ontology annotation, molecular function: guanyl-nucleotide exchange factor activity; phosphotyrosine residue binding. The coding region runs from base 2492 to 4948 and encodes 818 amino acids.